Prunus armeniaca (apricot) is the source of this 495-nucleotide messenger RNA. The record is from the annotation of a GenBank genome assembly. Lineage: Eukaryota; Viridiplantae; Streptophyta; Magnoliopsida; Rosales; Rosaceae.
AUGCCUGUAUUAAAACAGAUUGCUGGAGAAUGCAAAUGUUUGAGCCCAUCUCUAGCUGUCUAUCCAGUGGCAGCCAGAAAUCUCUUGGCAGAAUUUAGGGAAGCUACUUGGGAACAUAUCCCAAGAGAAGAAAACCUUGCAAUUAAUGAAAUGGCUCAGAUAGCAAUAGAAGUACAGAUGCCUGGAGACUGUGUGCAAAGAAUCAUCAAGGUAGGAAAGAAAAGCCUACCAUCUGUCUUGACUAGAGGAAUGGAAAUAGAUGUCAAUGCUGCCAUAAUGACUGAAGAAGAUUGGAGAUUGCCUAUAAUCAAUUAUCUGCAGUAUCCAACCCUUCCAUAUGAAAAAAGGAUUAGAAUCAUAGCCUUAAACUACCUCAUGUGGAAUGAAGAUUUGGUCCGAAAGAGCAAAGAUGAUUUACUUUUGAGGUGCUUAGGGAAAAAAGAAUAUAUGAAGGUCAUGGGAGAAACCCAUGAAGAAAUUUGUGGAGCUCAUUAG